Molecule: messenger RNA, 579 nt
Organism: Penicillium malachiteum
Lineage: Eukaryota; Fungi; Ascomycota; Eurotiomycetes; Eurotiales; Aspergillaceae
Product: 3-hydroxyanthranilate 3,4-dioxygenase
Exons: 2
Coding region: 1-579 (192 amino acids)
Biological process (GO): 'de novo' NAD+ biosynthetic process from L-tryptophan; quinolinate metabolic process
Cellular component (GO): cytoplasm
Molecular function (GO): iron ion binding; 3-hydroxyanthranilate 3,4-dioxygenase activity
Source: RefSeq, a predicted model, not a curated record
AUGUUACCACCAGCCCUCAACAUCCCUAAAUGGCUUGAAGCCAAUUCCCAUCUACUUCAACCACCCGUCAAUAAUUAUUGUGUUUAUCAUCCCUCCUCGCCGGCAACAGCCGGUUACACAGUUAUGAUUGUCGGUGGCCCCAAUGCGCGAACAGAUUAUCACAUCAAUACGACUCCGGAAUUCUUUUAUCAAUACCGUGGCUCUAUGUUGUUGAAAACUGUGGAUACAUCUACAACGCCGCCAACAUUUCAAGAUAUCCCAAUCCACGAGGGAUCUAUCUUCCUCUUACCAGCGAAUACUCCGCACUGUCCUGUGCGGUUUAAAGAUACAGUGGGUGUGGUGAUGGAACAACCCCGAGCAAAAGAUGCUGCGGACAUUAUGCGGUGGUAUUGCCGAGCAUGCAGUGGGGUAGUAUGGGAAAAGAAGUUCGUAUGUACAGAUCUAGGAACACAGGUCAAGGAGGUCGUGGAAGAGUUUGGCGCAGAUGAGGAGAAGAGGCGGUGCAAGGGCUGUGGAGAGAUUGCGGCCACUAAAUACCAGGAAGGAGAAAUUGUACAACCGCCAGCGCAACCCGAAUAA